Drosophila novamexicana is the source of this 972-nucleotide messenger RNA. Its product is annotated as ubiquitin thioesterase otubain-like. Gene Ontology annotation, biological process: protein K48-linked deubiquitination. The coding region runs from base 72 to 860 and encodes 262 amino acids. NCBI's taxonomy places the organism in Eukaryota, Metazoa, Arthropoda, Insecta, Diptera, Drosophilidae. Gene Ontology annotation, cellular component: nucleus. Gene Ontology annotation, molecular function: ubiquitin binding; cysteine-type deubiquitinase activity. The record is from RefSeq and is a predicted model, not a curated record. The transcript has 3 exons.
UGUGGUGUAUUUUUUAUGUCCACACAACGAAUGCAAUUGUGAUAUUUGGGAGAAUAUUACUUUCGGAAAUCAUGGAAUCUAUUGAGCAGUAUGACGCCAACCGCGACGAAUUAAUCAUACAACAGCAGCGAGAAAUAGAAAAAGAAAUCAGCGAUACAACUCCUCUUGUGAGUGAGCAACUGCCGCUGACUUGUUUACAGGAGGAAUAUAAUGGGGACGAAAUCUUUACCGAUAAGAUUCAAGAGCUUUCCAAAAAAUACAAAUUUAUUCGACGAACUCGUCCCGAUGGAAAUUGUUUCUUUCGAGCAUUUGCUUAUUCAUAUUUAGAGUAUUUGAUCACCAACAACAGUGCUUACCAAGAAUUUCAAAAACUUGCCGAGGCUUCUAAGGACAAGCUUGUACAACUUGGCUUUCCCAGUUUCACAUUGGAAGACUUUCAUGAAACUUUCAUGGAUGUGAUAAGGCGCGUUUGUCCAAAGGAUGCGGAAACAACUGGAAAAGUUAAAACCGAACUGCAUACUGUAUUUAACGAUCAGGGAUAUUCCGAUUAUGUAGUCGUCUAUUUGCGUCUCAUAACAUCAGGCAAACUGCAGGAAGACGCUGAUUUUUAUCAACAUUUCAUAGAGGGUGACUUUUCCAUUGAAGAGUUUCGUCAUCAAGAAGUCGAACCCAUGUACAAGGAAUCCGACCACAUACAUAUCAUCGCACUCUGCACAGCGCUGGGAGUGGGCGUGCGAGUUGAGUACCUGGACAGGGGGGAAGGUGAUCAAGUGAAAGCGCAUGAUUUCCCUGAAGGAUCAGAGCCAAAAGUUUAUCUUAUCUAUAGACCAGGGCAUUAUGAUAUAUUGUAUCCAAACUGAAGUUGACAUUGCAAAAACAUGUGUACGACUGUCAGCAUAUAUAGUACAUAAUACUGCUUUAGACUUUAGUCAAUUAAGAAAUAUAAUAUUACCUAACGUCACAUGAAACAUU